Messenger RNA from Salvelinus namaycush (lake trout), 3039 nucleotides. RefSeq names its product SHC (Src homology 2 domain containing) transforming protein 3 (gene shc3). The transcript has 12 exons. The coding region runs from base 1 to 2139 and encodes 712 amino acids. Gene Ontology annotation, cellular component: plasma membrane. Gene Ontology annotation, biological process: cell surface receptor protein tyrosine kinase signaling pathway; intracellular signal transduction. The record is from RefSeq and is a predicted model, not a curated record. Lineage: Eukaryota; Metazoa; Chordata; Actinopteri; Salmoniformes; Salmonidae. Gene Ontology annotation, molecular function: receptor tyrosine kinase binding.
AUGCUUCACCGUACCAAAUACAACAGAUUCAGGAAUGAGUCGGUGACGUCCGUCGAUGAUCUACACGGCCUCACCAUGAACCCCAAGGUCUCGGCAGCCCCUGCGUCCUCCGCCGAGCCCCCGUGCACCCCUCCUGCAGCGCCAUCCGAGGGCGGCGUGAACCACCACCACCACCACCCCGCUGCCGACCCCGCAGACGAUGGAGCCACCACCCUGUGCACCCUCAUCAACAAGGUGUCCAACCUGAAAUUCACCAACUCAGGCUCCAGCCUGCUGGGUAUCAAGAGCCUCCCCUCCCACGUCAAGGACCUGACCCUCUCCAAGCUGCAAGGUGCUGGAGGCUCCGGUGGGGGCUCCGGUGGUGGAUCCAGCGGUGGCUCCAGCUGCAUUGGUAGCGGCUCUGGCUCCAGUGUGUCGUUGGCAGCCUCCGGUGGUGGUAACGGUGGUGGCAGUGGCGGUAACGGCUCCUCCUGUGGCUCAGCCUCCAGCAUCUCCCACCACCACCACCCCCCCUGCUCCCACUCCCACUCCACCCAGCAAGAGCCAGGCACCAUGAGCAACGCAGGGGGAAAGAAGGGCAGCAGGUUGGGGCUGGAAGAGAGGGAGGCUGGGCAGAGACAGGGACAUGGAGGGGAGGACUGGGGACCUAGUGGAGGAGGAGGAGGUGGAGGAGGUGGAGGAGGAGGUAACAGUGGACUGGUGAAUAAAUCCUGUUCCAGAGGAUGGCUGCAUUCCAGUGAGAAGAUCUCUGGACCCGGAGUGACGUACAUUGUAAAGUAUUUGGGUUGCAUUGAAGUCCUUCGGUCGAUGAAAUCACUGGAUUUCAACACGAGAUCGCAAAUAACAAGAGAGGCCAUCAGCUUGGUGUGCGAGGCAGUCCCGGGGGCCAAAGGAGCGCUGCGGAAGAGAAAGCCUCCAUCUAAAGCCCUGUCCAGUAUCCUGGGGAAGAGUAACCUCCAGUUUGCUGGGAUGAGCAUCAACUUGAAUAUCUCCACCAGCAGCCUCAACCUGAUGACCCCAGACUCCAAACAGAUCAUAGCCAAUCAUCAUAUGCAGUCCAUUUCCUUUGCAUCAGGAGGAGAUACAGACACGACUCAUUAUGUUGCCUAUGUAGCAAAAGAUCCUGUCAACCGAAGAGCGUGUCAUAUUCUGGAGUGUUGUGAUGGUCUGGCCCAGGAUGUGAUCAGCACCAUCGGCCAGGCCUUUGACCUCCGUUUCCAGCAGUACCUCCAGUGUCCCUCCAGCAAGAUGACCUCUGUACACGACAGGGUUCUGAAUAUGGAGUCAGUCUGGACAGAGGAGGAGGAGGAGGAGCCUGCUGAACAUCCAUACUACAACAAUAUCCCCGGAAAGAUGCCACCACCUGGAGGGUUCAUAGACACCCGGCUAGGCCAGAGCAUCCAGGCUGAGCAGCAGGCCCCAGGGGCUGGGGUGGACCAGACUUACUACCAGGGUAGACACUGUGGCGAGAUAUGGGGAUCGGACAGGAGGCCUACUGGGAUACUCGUCCAACAGGGAUCAUGUGACAUCUACAGUCUGCCCGAGGGGAAGAGUACAGUACCAAAAACGGGGGAUGUGCCUACGUACGUGAACACCCAGCAGAUCGACGCCCAGGUGCUGGCAGCCCUGCAGGCUGAACAGGACAGCAUGGCAGCAGAAGGGGCAGCGGGCACAGCAGCCAAAGAAAGUCCAAGGAAAGACCUGUUCGACAUGAAGCCUUUUGAGGAUGCCAUCCUGACCCAGUCAGCGGUCCCUGCCCUUCACAAGGCUGGAUCUGUGGAUAACUCCAGUCCCUUGUUGGUGCGCUCUGCUGCCUUCAAGGCCCAGGAGGAGCUGGAAGGCCAGGCCUGGUACCACGGAGAGAUGAGCCGACGAGACGCAGAGAAACUACUGGUAGAUGACGGAGACUUCCUGGUUAGGAAGAGCACCACCAACCCUGGGUCGUACGUACUGACGGGCAUGCACAAUGGACUGGCCAAACACCUACUGCUGGUGAAUCCUGAGGGCACGGUGCGGACAAAAGAUCACAUAUUUGACAGCAUCAGUCACCUGAUAGGCCAUCACCGUGACAACAGCUUGCCCAUAGUGUCUGCAGGAAGUGAACUUUGUCUGAAGCAGCCUGUGGGCAACAGGAAAUAGUGACGAUCCACUCACUAAACCUGACGGGAGAUGGAGUUCUGAAACUUAAACCUCCAAUCCCUCCUGAAAACCUGAAACUUGAAGAUGAAAAUAGAGAAUAUAUUAUUGUUGAAAAAAGGUUACUUAACGAUGAUGACAGUGUCUUGGAAGCGGUCUGUGGCUGAGCAAACUCCCGGGCCACAAAAAGGAGGACGAGAAAGAAGAAGGUUUGCUGAUAUAAAAAAUAUUUAUAGAACUGUUAUUAUUUUGUUGUGGUGAUUGAAAUGCUAUAUUUUUGAGAAGACAUAUAGGUGCAUUUGGGACAUAUAUGUUGAUUUGGUGUUUUAAAAACAAAGAAAAACAACUGUUAGUAGUUUAGAUGACGAAGCGCAAAUCGACAUCAAAGAGGGGAAAGAAAAUAGUAUUUUCGAAUAAAACCCUGAAUUUUAGUUUUGUCUAUCAAGCACAACCAGAUUUACACAGUCAUUGGUAAGUAGGAGUUACAUAGAGGAGAACAACUAUUUGAAAAUGCUGUUGUUUAUAUUGAAACUAUUUUAGGAUUAUUUGUCCUUUAUCGCAGCUAUAGCGCGACGACAUCUUCCCUUGGGGUUACUAAUGAAUCUAUCCUGUUUCCCAGACCUGUUUGUGAUGUCUUGCCAAUACCUGAGGGUGGGACAAUGACCAUAGCCCAUAGGAGUUGCUAAGACAGCACAAAUGGGUCUGUGACCAGGCUAAAAUGAAUCUGCUUUAUAAGAACUAAAGACGUGAAUGUGUUUUGCUUUACAGUAGUCACAGUGUGUUGGGGUCAGGGGUCGCAACCUUUGGCACCUCAUAGUGCUGUCAACAUGGCUUUAAAGAUACUGGGUGAAUCUCAGUUGUACUCCCUUGAUUCCUUGCAUCCUCUCUCCUUGCCCCCCCCCC